AAAAAAUUAAAAACAACAGUAGAAUCCAAAAUGCCACAACAAAAAAUGGCUGACGAAAAUGAUAAUGAAAAAAUGGAUAUAGAUCCUCAAAAAAACACAGAAAAGAUGUUUUCGUUAAAAAAAUGGAAUGCAGUAGCUAUGUGGAGUUGGGAUGUUGAAUGCGAUACUUGCGCAAUAUGCAGAGUUCAGGUGAUGGACUCAUGUUUAAGGUGUCAGGCUGAGAACAGAAAAGAUUCAUAUGGAAAACAAGAUUGUGUUGUUGUCUGGGGAGAGUGUAAUCAUUCGUUCCAUUAUUGCUGCAUGUCUUUGUGGGUAAAACAAAAUAAUAGAUGUCCUUUGUGUCAACAAGAAUGGUCAAUACAAAGGAUGGGAAAAUAAGGUAAAAUACUGUUGAAACCGAGAAGUAACAAUGUUGGCUAGUGGCAGAACAAAAUCAUACAACUAAAAAUAUGUUUAUGACCUUACUCCAUACAUUUUUAAAUUGCCACAAAUAUUGCCAUCUUCAUUUCACAUUGGAUCUUUUAAUUACAAACACAACAUAGGAUGUUAUCUAUUAAAUUGAUUUUUUUGUGGUUUUUUGAAAAUUAUUUUAAUUUUAACUUGUAAAGGUAUAUAUGUGUAACAUUAUAUUAUACCAUAGUUCAGUAUUUUUUGUUAUAAUAACAUUUAAUAAAAGUAAAAUAAG
This is a messenger RNA of Diabrotica balteata, 685 nucleotides long. NCBI's taxonomy places the organism in Eukaryota, Metazoa, Arthropoda, Insecta, Coleoptera, Chrysomelidae. The record is from the annotation of a GenBank genome assembly.